CAUAAGUUAUGUUGUCUGCUGUGUUGACAAAGUAGAUGAAAACAAAUGGCAAAAUUUCAUCAUAAUUUAUGGAGUUUUUUGUUUGAUGUGAUAAUUUUGUUAUUCUUGGCGAUAAGUUUUUCUUGGACUCAUUUUUCAGUGUGGAACAUCGAAUCUAGACUGUGUUUAUUUAUUGUAUUAGUUAUAUUUCUAUACAUGAGAAAUCUGCCCCGUAUAUUAUCACAAAGGAACAAGUGAUUGAGGAUUGAGACAAAUUGACAUAAAUGUUGUCACUCAAAUCUUCAAUCUAAUUCGACUUCUGAAAAGCUAAUAAGUUUUAAUUUUACUAAAAAAAAUGACGAACGACUAAGAAAUUGACUUGUUGAUGAGGUUAAACACUAAAAAGCAUGAUUUUAUUUUUGAGGAAAAAACAUAAAUUAUUUUAUAUUCAUACCCUGGUUAACAAAAAAUAUUUUUUUAACAAAGUUUUACCAAGUUUUUUUUUAUUUUAAUUUGAAAAGUAUUAAUAUGGAAAAAUUCAAGAUUCUAUGCCUUGUUAUAGCCUACUAGGAUUUGAAUAGCAAAAACAAAUGAAUAGUAAAUAAAUAAAUGUUUAUUUCCCAAAAAAUUAAAACUACUGAAUCAAUUACAGAAAAUAUUAGAUAAAUUACAAUUACAUACAAUAGUUAGUUACAAUAAAAAUUUCUUAUAAUGUGUCCUCUACAUGUUUAAUGUUUUCUGUGUGGAAAUUGACCUACUCCACUAUGGCGUACCAGGUUCUAGAGUAGAUUUAAAUAACAAAAUUAAUUUUAAAACUGCUUUCAAAUAAAUCCUUUGCUGAGACGUUUAUUGGGGAAGAAUUACCUAAAUACUCACUUACUCAUACUCAAAAAUUAAUUUCAAAACUGCUUUCAGAGAAAUCCUCUGCUGAGACGUUUAUUGGGGAAGAAUUACCUGAAUAGGCUACUCACUUACUUAAUUAGUAGAAAGUAGGUUACUUAGUUGAAUUAGAAGAAAUGGAUCAAAGAAAACCCUCUUCUCAGAAAUUCAAGAGUGAACAAGUCUCUGGAAGAAGGAAUCCUUCAACCCCUUCAGCUUCUACGGGGGAUGAAUCUUUAGGAAAUGAUAAGAAUAAAAGAGAGAGUAGAGAUAAACAAAAUAGAUACAAACAGAGAAAUGCACUAGAAGUUAGAAACUAUCACAAAGAACAAACCCAGUUGAUACAGUUACCAAAAUUUUUAAAAAACCCAAAAGCAGUAAGUUCAUCAUCUUUUAAAGAAGAGUCAACUUGGCCAAAGUGCAUUCAUCGAUCAGCUAUUCCGUCCUGCUCUUUCGAUUAUUCUUCGGAUUUCCCCGCUCUGACUGUGAAACAUAGAAAAAGUGGUAAGACUGAUUACACUGGAAAAAUUGUAGAAAGGCAAGUUUCAGUAGAUAUGCUUGAGAGGGAGGCAAUUGAAGAUGAAAAAUCAAAUGACCGAAGAACUGAUACCAGCAUUCCAGAUAAUGAAUUAAAUAAAGUUAAAGCUUCCAAGAAGGUCCCCAGAACUGAAAGACCUAUCACAGUGGAUCUCAUGGAAGCUAGUGAAUUAUUUAAAAUGAAGAAGCUCCAAUCCAAAAGUAUUUCCAAGAAAAGCAAAAUUUUAUUGAAGCGCUGGGAUCAACCAAAACCUUACGGCGGAAACAUUCUAGACUCAGACCAACCGAUGAGGCAUAAGGGUAAAAUCAGACUGAAUAAGAAGAGAAGACUGACCAAAAUUAAAAGUGUCAUAUUGGAGAAAAGACAUGCUUGGAAAAUUAAGAAAAGCGAAUGGAAGUCAUCAUUUGAAAAUUCAAAGACAAUUCAACUUACAGCAGAUAUGAUAAAGGAUGCCUUAGUUUUGAAAUCUUGUGAUUUCUCCUUGGGUAGGAGGGUAGAACUUUCUAGCUCUGGAGCUCCCUGUAGCUAUUCAUUUGAGGAUGACAAAAAUUCGUCGGAAAUCGUUGAUUGUAAAACACACGUCAAUGAGUUAUCGAUCACCAAUAAGAUUCUAUCGACAUGCCAACUGAAAAAGAAGUUGAAUCUCAUGAGAAUCCACAGUCUUAUCUUGAUGCUAAUUUGAAUAUUAUUGACAGCCAGGUUCUGACUGCAAAGAGAAUGAUCCAUUCAAAAAGAUUCGCCAUAUACUGUGACCAGUGGCCGAUCAAAGAGUUGACUGACGCUGUCAAUGAACUUCUCAAGAAGCUUGACUGUUUCCAGCAAAAAAUGCAAGCGUGUGAUCCUCUUAAACUCUAUUCAAAACGAAGAUUCAAUUUGGGUCUGACUGAAGUUACCAAGUAUUUGAAGCUGGGGAAAAUUGUGAUGAUAAUUUUUGCAACCGACAUCGAGGAAGUUGAUGGAAAAGGUGGUCUUCUGGAUAUCAUAAAUAGCAUGAGAAGUAUGGCGAGCCUCCAAAAAGUGCCUUAUGUGUUUGCAAAUACUCAGAAAAAACUGAAAGGAAUCUUGAAGAAGAAUGCAAGAAUUAGUUGUAUUGGAAUAAGGAACUACGAAGGAGCAGACGCACAUUUUAAAAAGAUUCUGGAACUCUUACCUGAAGCAAAAAGGCUGUACAAAGAAAAAUUGGACUAUGCUGAAAAAAUUUGGGGUGUCAAAAAUGAGGAAUCAGAAUCAGAUCCAAAUGUAGCAGUCGUACAAUCACUACUCUCCAAACUCACAUGUCACUCAACUCAAGUGACAGAUGAAACUAAUUCUACAAACGACAAAGAUGCUGAUAAUGCCUGUCCUUUCCUCUCUGGCAUAAUGAAGCAUGAGGACAAUACAACAUAAGUAAUGUGUGAACUUAUAUUUAUUGUUUGGUACCUCGAAAAAAACCGGCUGUGAUCAUUACUUAUCCAUAGAGUACAAGAAUUAUAGUUUUAUACGGUAUAUUCAUAUCAAUUUGGUUGUGAAAUGGUUUCAAUAAUCAAAAAUUCAUAUAUUCUAAUAAAGUAUUUUGAUAGGGCUAUUUGAAUGAUGAAAUAUAUAUUUCUAAUAAAGUA
Molecule: messenger RNA, 2994 nt
Organism: Nilaparvata lugens (brown planthopper)
Lineage: Eukaryota; Metazoa; Arthropoda; Insecta; Hemiptera; Delphacidae
Gene: Sbp2
Product: selenocysteine insertion sequence-binding protein 2
Exons: 7
Coding region: 2015-2782 (255 amino acids)
Biological process (GO): selenocysteine incorporation
Cellular component (GO): ribonucleoprotein complex
Molecular function (GO): selenocysteine insertion sequence binding; ribonucleoprotein complex binding; mRNA 3'-UTR binding
Source: RefSeq, a predicted model, not a curated record